AAAACAGUGUUCUUCAACAAUUGCUUAAACCACCAGGUAGAUUGGAUUCCAGAUUGCUGGAUUUCUACAACCUUUUCAACCAUGGAGGAUUAUUACCAAUCUUCCACCUGGUCUGAUGCUGAGAAUCGGUUUAAUUUCAGUGAUCAAAUAGGCAGAGAUUCAUCUUUCGUAAUCCCAUGGACGAUACAAGUUGACGGAGUUGCAGAGGAUAAAACUUCAACAGUUUACAACAGCCAUAGACAAGCCGAGAAACGUCGCCGGGAUCGAAUUAAUGCACAGCUUUCAGCUCUCAGAAAACUCAUCCCCAUGUCUGACAAGAUGGAUAAAGCAGCUUUAUUGAAAGGCGCAGUGGAACAAGUGAAGGAUCUAAAGAGAAAAGCGGCAGAAAUCAGCAAAGCUUCCAAUAUUCCGACAGAAAUGGAUGAAGUAACAGUGGAUUGGGUUCUUCCAGAAGACAUAAGCCCCAACAAUACUCGACAAGUGAUGGGUAGUAGCAGAGACAAGAUCUUCAUCAGGGCUUCGGUUUGUUGUGAUGAUCAACCUCAAGUGUUCACCGAACUCAUCAAAGUACUCAAAGGGCUAAGGCUAAACACCAUUAAAGCUGACAUUUCAAGUGUUGGUGGAAGAAUGAAAAGCAAUUUGAUCCUUUGCUGUAACAGCGUUGAUGAAGAAGGUUUUUCACCAACCACUCUGAAGCAGUCAUUGAAUGUGGUUCUGAGUAGGAUUGCUUCACCAUCUGAUGCAUCCAAUGCUCGUAUUAGAAGCAAAAGGCAAAGGUUGUUCUUGCUUUCUCAGUUUACACAAUAAACUAUACAUGAGCUAGAU
Hibiscus syriacus is the source of this 825-nucleotide messenger RNA. RefSeq names its product transcription factor bHLH51-like. The coding region runs from base 82 to 807 and encodes 241 amino acids. The record is from RefSeq and is a predicted model, not a curated record. NCBI's taxonomy places the organism in Eukaryota, Viridiplantae, Streptophyta, Magnoliopsida, Malvales, Malvaceae. The transcript has 2 exons. Gene Ontology annotation, molecular function: DNA-binding transcription factor activity; protein dimerization activity. Gene Ontology annotation, biological process: regulation of DNA-templated transcription.